UUAGACAGGCACAGUAGCACAGCUUCACAGAGUUAAACAAAUACAACAUAAACAAAAGUAACACACCUGAAAACACUCUGCUACAGUUUCUCCUUCUGCAUUGUCUUCUAAGCAGCCAGCCUGCCUCUCAUCCACCCUUGACCCUUCUGCUUUUUUCUCCUCCAAGUCCAUGUCUGUCCUCACUGUCUUUUUUUUUUUUCUCUCCACAACUAUAGGCAUUUUUGCUCUCUGGGGAGCUGGAACCUCAGCUCUGUCCCACAGAAAAUCUCAAUAAUUAUUUUUGGGGUUUUUCUAUUUUAAAAACACCAUCAAGAGCAGCCUGUGUGGACAAAAAGACAUUCUUGUUUCCUUGAUACUUGCACUGUGGGAAUAUAUAUAUAUAUAUAUAUAUAUAUAUAUAUAUAUAUAUAUAUAUAAACUGAGUCUUCUCAUUUCAGGAUGAGGCUGUGGGGAGAGAUACAGUGACUUCUCUGGCAGGUAGGGGACUGCUGGAGUUCUGUCAAUGAAGACUUCCUAAGUUAUAGUCUAGACCUGGCAUCCACACUGAGGUGCAGAUGUGUGCUUACCUCAGUGAUGCAGGAAUUAGCAAUAAGGUCAAGAUCUUUGUGGGCUGUGGGGUAGUAGUGGUGAUGGUUAUGCUAUGUAGAAAGGGCAAAAUGAACAUUUUAGGACUUCCUUCACAAGUGGCUGUGGACAUGUUUUGAAGGAGGAAAUGGUUUUGUGUGUUCAUGUGUACAUAAGUGCCAUGAAUGUACAAAUGUGUGCACAUGUGUGUAUGCAUAUGGAUGUCAGACAUUGUCUUUCCUAUUGUCAUGAUGAAACACUAUGACUAAGGAAGUUUAUAAAAGAAGGUAUUUAAUUGGGGGCCCACAGUUCCAGAGGGUUAGAGUCUAUGGCCAUCAUGUCAAGAAGCAUGGCGGCAGGCAGGCAGGCAAGGUGCUGGAGUCAUAGCUGAGAGCUUACAUUCUGAUCCACAAGCAGGAGGCAGAGACACAGAACUAAAGGGGGAUGGAAAAGACUUUGGAAACCUCAAAGCCUACCCGCAGCGACACACCUCCUCCAACAAGACUACACUGCCUAAUCCUUCCCAAACAGUUCCACCAACCGGGGACCAAAUAUUUAAAACCUACGAGCCUAUGGGGGUUAGUACCAGCCAAACUACCACAGACAUCAACCUUGGGUGUCGUACUCAGGGGCUGUUCACCUUGAUUUUUGAGGCAGCAUCUCUCAUUAGGACGUGGGGCUCACCAAUUCCAUGAGUCGUGUCAGCCAGUGAGUUUUUAAUCUUGUGCCUGCACACUUAGAUUAAAAGCAUGCACCACCAUGCUUGGCAUUUUAUGUGGGUGCUGGGGUUUGCGCUCAGGUCCUCAUGCUCAUGCAGGAAAUGUUUUACCAACUGAGCCAUCUUCCCAGCUCCCAUAUAGAAACAGUUCAUUGGCUAAUUAAUAGAAGUUUUCUUUCUCGGGUUAAAAGUAGCUGUUUCCAUUGCAUCCCAAAGUGCCUAGCUCUCCUGAUGGAGACAUGUAAGCACAGCCAGCAGCCUGGAAUGUCCUGGGAGGGUAAGAAUAGCCACACAGAGAGACGACUCCUGCUUCCGAGCCCCACAGUUGUCUGGGGUGGUGUCUCACUGGCAAGCAGCUUAGGACUGCCUCAGUGUGGAGACGGGAGACCUGACCUGCCAGGCCUGGGAGCACAUCUUUAUUUCCACAGCUUGGCACUCACCUUGAAGUCUGAUGUAGAAAAAAUGUAUUGAUUUUUUUUUUAAAACAUCCUUGGGGUACACAGACCUCUCAACCCUCCAGCAGCCCAGGCCUGUGGCUUUCUGCAAGCAUGGAGAACUUGGACUUGUUGGGGUUCCUCAUUAUCACCUUAAACUGCAACAUGACCAUUGUGGGCAUGCUCUGGCUGGUCGUGGCGGUCCUGCUGAGGAUGCUGGUAGUGGUCUUGGCAGGGUCCCCUAUCUACCAAGACGAACAGGAGAGGUUUGUUUGCAACACCCUGCAGCCAGGAUGUGCCAACGUCUGCUACGACCUCUUCUCUCCAGUGUCGCCGCUGCGGUUCUGGCUGGUGCAGAGCUUGGUGCUGCUCCUGCCUUCUGCAGUCUUUGGUGCCUACGCCCUGCACCGCGGCGCGAAGCUGGCUGCGGAGGGAGCCUGCAGGCCCCGGGUCCCAGACCUGUCUGCCGCCUACCUGGUGCACCUGCUGCUGCGCACGCUGCUCGAGGCUGGCCUGGCUUCCCUGCACUACUUGCUCUUCGGCUUCUUUGUGCCCAACCGAGUUUCUUGCUCGCGCGUGCCCUGCUCAGGGGCUGUGGACUGCUACGUGUCGCGGCCCACGGAGAAGUCCCUCCUGAUGCUGUUCGUGUGGGCCGUGAGCGCGCUGUCCUUCCUACUCAGUUUGGCCGACCUGCUUUGCAGCCUGAGGAGGACACGGAGGACCACACACGGGGUGAAGGGCGAGGCCAGACAGGUCUGCGAAGUCCCCACACUUCCCCCUGGUCUCUUACAGGACCCCCAGGGCUGUCAGAGCCAUGGUCAAGUGGACCGUGGGGGCGGGCAGGAGGAGCAGGGUGCGCCUGAGUUCCCCAGUGUGUGGACAGCAGGGCAGGGCGGCGACAUCCACGUUGGUCAGGCCAGUGUGUCAGGGCGGGCGGGGCAUUCAGACCAAGAUGAUAGUGAGGCCACUUCCUCAGCGGGCGACAGGUUAGCUGUGGCUCACACAGAGCAUGAGUUCAGAUCCCAGAGAGAGCCUUCUCUGGACCUAGGGGGCAAAAACACUCAGUCAGGUGAGCUCCCCUUGGUCACCCAGAGCCACCUGGCCAGACACUGUUUGGGCCAGCCUCUGGCUCCUGGUAGGCUGGCUACCUCCGGCAGCGCCCCUCACCUGAGAACCAAAAAGUCUGAGUGGGUGUGAAGACAGCCACGCGGAGCCCACUUACCCUUUCCUCAGUAGGGUACAGAGGUCCCUUCAUCUUGUGUUCUUGCUGAGACCAUUUUAGGUUUAACUAGAAAUGUGAUCUCCUUGAUGUAGAAUGUCAUGGAAAAUUACCCAACACUAUUCUAGGAACCUGAGGUCAAGAUGCUCCAGCAAACUUAACUUCUGUUAAACUGCCUGCGUGUGCAGACCUCCCCCCAUACCCACCCACUUAGCUUAGGUUUUAUUAAACUGCCUGUUUAAGCAAAACCUCCUCCUGCAAUUGCAGACCAAAAUACCAAGAUGUGAGUUUUGCCUUUAAAAACCCCUUACCCUAAAAACUCAGGGCUGCACUUGGGUCGCAAAUACCUGGGUAUAGUCUCAGCCAGCUGUAAUAAAGACUUUCAGUUGGCUAUAAAUUGUGUCUGAGUGGUCAUCUCUGGCGGGCUCCCCAGAACGGGAGCAGGCCGUGCCUAUGAAGCUAAAAUCCUACAGUGAGGGAUCAGAACCUGAGAUUUGCUCCACAAAGACAGCAUGCACUUCAGCCACUGGGUGGGUGCCACAGGAGGAGGCAAUAUUCUCAGCAAGGAAUCAAAGCUCCCUUCACUCAUCUGGACUUGAGUUUUCUCCUUUGAGUGAUGAGGGACCUAGACUAGGGUGUUCUUUGUUCUUCUUCCAAUUGAAGACUCUGCCAGAGUAUGCCCACUGGUUAUGCUAACAUUCUAAGGAUUGAAAGUAGUCUUUCCAGCUUGCUGAAUGCCCAGCAUAGCUUUUGAUAGGCUGAGCUUUAAUAGC
Messenger RNA from Peromyscus leucopus (white-footed mouse), 3708 nucleotides. RefSeq names its product gap junction protein delta 4 (gene Gjd4). NCBI's taxonomy places the organism in Eukaryota, Metazoa, Chordata, Mammalia, Rodentia, Cricetidae. Gene Ontology annotation, biological process: cell communication. Bases 1831 to 2913 code for a protein of 360 amino acids. Gene Ontology annotation, cellular component: connexin complex. The transcript is spliced from 2 exons. The record is from RefSeq and is a predicted model, not a curated record.